GAGGUGACGUUGCUCUCCCGAAUCAUCUUCCCUCGCUCACAUGGAUGUAAAGGUCCGCCUUCGUCACUUGUGUCGUGGGGAUUCCUAAUUUUUGGGAUUAAAAGUGCAGCUGAGUUCGAAGAGGGUGAAAGAGGAAAAAGACAGACGUGUCAUGACGCCGGAAGGGAACACCUGAGCGAGCAAUUUGUCCCGGGAUGCAGAAUCUCUCCGUGAAGAUGUCGUUCUGCACGCUGCUGCUGCUGACGGCGGCGGCGUCCCGUGUGCGCUCGCAAGCCGACUGCACUCAAGGUCAGUCAUGUGACCUGUGCGUUGGGGACUCCAUGCUCAACCUGACCGGCUGCGUCUGGAGGCUUUGUCCUGACGGUAACGACACGGGCAUGUGCGUGACGGACGAGGGCAACGUCGCCGACAGCUCCGGCAACUGCAGCUGGACCCGCGUGUCGGAGCUCUGCACAGCGGUGGAGACGGCGGCCGAAGGAGGCGGCGACUCAGGCCAGGGCGGCAAGGCCCGGCCGCAGCUGUCCCCGGCCAGGUUCAACGUGUCCAGCUUCAUCGGCGGCGUGGUUCUGGUCCUGUGCCUGCAGGCGCUCGGCGUGCUGGCCGUGCGCUUCCUCAAGUCCGGCGAGCAGAGCGCCUACGACCCCAUAGAGCAGCCUCAGUGAGGUCACCGCCACCGAGGACGACCAAAGGAAGAGGGAAGACAAGACGCUGCACUUUUACCAUUCCCCGUUCUAGCAAAUCACUCUUGCGCUACUCUUUG
Messenger RNA from Phycodurus eques (leafy seadragon), 760 nucleotides. It is a transcript of the gene cd164l2, whose product is annotated as CD164 sialomucin-like 2. Bases 195 to 662 code for a protein of 155 amino acids. The transcript has 7 exons. Lineage: Eukaryota; Metazoa; Chordata; Actinopteri; Syngnathiformes; Syngnathidae. The record is from RefSeq and is a predicted model, not a curated record.